UGUCUGUUAGUAUAGAAAAAAAUUACUCCCGAUAUUUACAACUCCCACAGUAGAAAUCACCAGAGAGUAAAAUAUACUAAAUACACCUGUUAGUAUCGGAAAUAUUAACCCCCGAUAAUUAUUACUCCCCCUUUAGUAAGAAUCGCCAGGGAGUAAAAGUCAACUGUUAGGCCUUCUACACACGGAGCUAUUAAAAAAAAAACUAAACUGUUUUGUGAUUGAAAUUACUAAUCGGUUACUAACGCAUUGGUGACUCAGAUCCAUACACGAGGCUACUAGUAACAUACCUACUCGUGAUCGAAACCUGUAGUUUGUUCUGAGUGACUAUGGAUGAAGGACGUUUUUCGUCAUCUUUUUGCUACCAUGGAUGUUGACAGUGAUUCUAGUGAUGAAGAAGUAAUAACAGCAUACUACUAUUACAGAAGAAAUAAAAAAAAUAGAAGGUUUUGGGUUCAUCCAUACCUUGAAAAAAAUUUUCAUCACCGAUUAUUCAUUGCUGCAAGAGAAUUGAACCUUUCCGAUACUAAAUUUUUAUGUUUUUAUCGGAUGUCAAAAGAAAGUUACUUAUAUUUGGUGAACCUGAUUUCCCCUGCCAUAAACAAGCAAAAUACAAACAUGAGAGAGUGCGUGAAUGCCGAGGAACGGAUAUUAAUUACACUCAGAUACUUGGGUACUGGUGGGACAUUUGCGUCAAUUGCUGUUUAUUUUGGUAGAGGAGAAUCUACAGUUGGCGGAAUUGUGACGGAAACAGUAAAAGUGAUUUGGGAAGUGUUGGAAAAAACAUUCAUGCCAAUACCAAGUACAGAGCAGUGGAAAGGAAUAGCAAAUCGUUUUGAAACACUCUGGAAUCUCCCAAAUUGUAUAGGGGCCAUCAAUGGCAAACAUGUAAGAAUUGAAAAAUUUCCAAAUAGUGGUUCUUCUAAUUUCAAUUACAAGUCGUAUCAUUCUAUGGUGUUAAUGGCUUGUUGCGAUGCUGACGGGUUAUUCACUAUUAUCGAAACGGGGUUUCCCGGAAGAAACAGCGAUGGGGGUAUAUUCAGUGCCUCCGCAAUGAAAUAUUGGAUCCAAAAUGCAGGACUUAAUAUCCCUCCUCCCACACCAUUAACAUACGAUGAAAACGAUAGUCCGUUUCCUUAUUACUUUGUGGCCGAUGAGGCAUUUCCGUUGUUGAAAUAUGUGAUGAGACCAUACCCAAAAAGAAUUUUAGAUAAUGUGAAAAGAAUAUGCAACUAUAGAUUUAGCAGAGGGAGAAAAACCAUUGAGUGUACGUUUGGGAUGGCAUGUGAAAAAUUUGCUGUUUUGAAUGGUCCUAUUCGUAUCAGAGAUCCAGAAAAUGUGAAUUUGGUCAUAAAAGCAGCUUGUAUACUUCACAACUACGUACGGAAAAAAGAAGGACUUCAGUAUACACCUACUUAUUCUACAAGUUGUGAAUCAAAUAACCACAUUGACGUAAUACCUUUACCACAAAACUUGACUAUAAACAUAACCUCUUCUGCAGCUGCUCUUAGAAAUUAUAUAGCAAACUAUUUUCUUACACCUCAAGCAUCUUUGCCUUGGCAAUGGAAAUAUGCUAUUAAUUAGUUUUUGAAAAUAAUUAUUUUUUUGUCUAAUAUUUUCUAAUAUUGUUUAACUAUUUAAUCACUUAUUAUCUAAAAAUUAU
Molecule: messenger RNA, 1660 nt
Organism: Acyrthosiphon pisum (pea aphid)
Lineage: Eukaryota; Metazoa; Arthropoda; Insecta; Hemiptera; Aphididae
Product: protein ANTAGONIST OF LIKE HETEROCHROMATIN PROTEIN 1-like
Exons: 2
Coding region: 331-1581 (416 amino acids)
Source: RefSeq, a predicted model, not a curated record